AUGUCUGAGUCAGAGUCGAUCCGUCUUACUUCACCUCUUGCGCAGCUGUAUGUGCCUCCACCGCCAGACCUGUCCAGCAUGCCACCCUGGACCGUGGCGGCUUGGUGGCAGAUCUUCAGGAUUGUUCUUGCCGAAGUGAUCGGUACGAUGGUCCUCACUUUUGUGUGCACGGCCUACUCGGGCGUGCAUGGUGGCCUCGUUGGUGGCGCCCUGGCUGGAGGCAUCACCCUCUUCAUCAUGAUUUGGCAAUUCGGUUCUGUCUCCGGCGGCCAUGUCAACCCGGCCGUCACGUUGAUCUUCACCAUCCAGCGCCGUCUGUCACUUUUGCACACGCUAUUCUACUUUGCAGCCCAAAUUGUGGGCGGCAUACUCGGUGCCUACAUUGCCAUUGCCUUCCUGCCCGCCGACCAGGUGGCAACGAGACUUGCUGGUAUAACCCAGCCCGGCAAGGGCAUCAGUCCUGGACAGGCUCUCGGUAUGGAGGCCUUCUCAACGGGCGUUGUCAUCCUUCUGGCCACACUUGAUCUGGACGAGUUGAGGCGUGACUGCGACCAUUUCAGAGUGGCUUUAACCGUCGGUCUGGAGGUGAUGGCAUUCGCUCUGGUCUUUGUAAGUCCAGUCUCUCUAAAAGAAACGUUCGUUCAAUCCAUAAUUAUGUUGAUAUGCAUAGCUUUUGAGAAAAUGUUUGGCUAA
Messenger RNA from Protopolystoma xenopodis, 693 nucleotides. The record is from the annotation of a GenBank genome assembly. Lineage: Eukaryota; Metazoa; Platyhelminthes; Monogenea; Polystomatidea; Polystomatidae.